AUGGACGAUAAAGCAGAUGAUAGAAGUAAUAAAAUAAAUAAUGAAAUGGAUGAUGAAGCAGAAUUUAAAGAUGAUGAAGCAGAAUUUGAUAAAAUAGAUAAAAUAGAAGAGCUUACUAUAGUUUCAGCCUAUUAA
Messenger RNA from Racocetra fulgida, 135 nucleotides. The record is from the annotation of a GenBank genome assembly. Lineage: Eukaryota; Fungi; Glomeromycota; Glomeromycetes; Diversisporales; Gigasporaceae.